AUGUAUCAACGCACUGUCGGUAUCGCUGCCACCGGCUUUGCGCUCGGUCGCGUCGAACGGACACCACCCCAAGAGCCGGCAAAUACACAAAGCGCUCCGUUACUAGAUUCCGAUACAGUCCCCUCAUUCGAUGCAGGACUCUCGAGGACAUUUGCGACAACGGAAACACAAUCUCCCGUUAACCCUAGCUUUCCAGAAACUCGAGAGAAUGCUGCUUCCCGCAAAGACCAAGUCGAAGGCGAAAAUAUACCCAGGAAGACAUCAUUUGCAGGUAUAAGACUACGUCGGCGUGGUCAGACCUUGACCAUCCCACCGAUACAAACAAAAGAAAAUCUGCCGAGUCCGUCGCAUGUCCGACGACCGUCCUCUUCCUGGCUUCGGCGACUGUCGUUCCAACCUGAUAAGCGGUUCUCACUCCAGAGUCCGGACACCCCAUCGUUUCCGGAACCAGCCAGUCCAGCUUUCCCACGUCCGUCCAGUCAACGCAGGGUACCCAAUAAACUUGUCAAACGACCAAAAUCCCAGCAUUCCAAUGCGAGCCCUUUCUUCGCACACACCAUCUCUUCACCAACAUCUAGCGCUCUACGCAGACCUGUAACAAGUUACCAGCGAUCUGAGACCUUCAGUCACAAGGCAACCCAUAGCUUGAGUUUCGAACCCAGUUUGGCGCUAGGUCCUCUUGCAGAGCCUCCUUGCCACAAUGCUACAUCGGAAAACGACCCCUGGCAACCGUACUUGGUACCGAAACCUGACACAUCGUCCGAGCGACUGGAUCGUAGGUUUUCAACAUCAACAAAGCCUCCAGAGACAGCAGUGCGACGAAUCCUUCCACAAUCUGAUGCUGCUCCGGCCCUUAUCCUAGCAACAUCGAUCAUAAAAAAGGAUGGUGCGGUGAAAGCUGUACCGGAAGGGCCUGCAACUCAACCUGUUGAGUUUCGCAAUCCGUUCGAACAAGCGCCAUUUGAUCUAAAGACACACCUAGCUGAAACAAAUGCUUGUCAAUCGCCCUCUGAGGAGGUGCGUCCAAAGUCACCUGGAGAAUCUGCAGGGCCAUUAGAUAUCAGGGUGUUACGCAAUGGCUCAUUUACGGGCCCGAAAAGAAGGGCAGCAUCGACCCCUUUACCUGAACAAUCAAAUGUGGAAGGAGCUAUCUGGGUCUCACCACGGGCACCCGAAAGGCGUAACAUUACCGACCCAAAUGUCUUCAGGCGACCGUCAACCAAUCCCGCAAACGGUGGGCUUUCAUCUUUGUACACGUCAGGGAUUAUGGGGCCGCAGUCGCGGAUUCUCUCGUCGUACCGCAAAGAAUACCGGGAUAUCGGACAGAGCGCCUCGGCAGACGGGUCAGCCCUAUCUUCACUGUACAGUUCGAUUCGUCCACGCUCUAAGCGCCAUUCUAUCGCUGCUUCAGACCCAGCAUCAACCGUCAUAGGUUCCGAUGAUACUCGGGUCUUCACUUCUGGUGAGGAAGACGAAACUGACUUUAUGAGCGAUACUGCUUUCGACUCAAUACGUACUCAUUUUACCACCGACAGUUUUUGUUUCCAAUCACCUCGAAUCGAGACCAUCUUUGACAGAAAAAUUCCUCCUGGGAACACGAUUGAUCCAUCCGCUGGUUCGAACGAUAUGAGUCCAUCUAGCGUUCUCCUCUCUGCACCAAUAAAGUCACUUAGUUCUGAAGAGGAAAGAAGAACAAUUGUGACCUCCUUCACGCCGGCAACACAGAUCAUCAAGAAUGCUCAUGAAGCAGAUAGCGAAGUGUCCUUCCCAUCUGAUUUGAGCGACGAUGAUGACUCAAAAAGUAUGGUCGCCUCGUUACCCGGAGAUAAAACCAUCCGCCCUGUUAGGCCUCACGUUGGCGCUCUAUCCUUGGUUACCUCCGGCGGCCAAUAUCAGCGAGACAUUCAUGGGUCAGGCGGAGUGACCGGAGAAUCCCAUGAAACAUUGCCCAAGAUGAACAUAUUCGACUGGUCCGAACAUCCAAGGCCUGAUCGUGAGGGGUCCGGACCUGACGGUCGCCCGCGCACCGUUCACGGAAAGCAUGGCCCAGGCAUGCGUGGCAGUCGAGCAACCGGACGGAAACCGCCCAGUACCCUUCAUUACCGUAGCCAAAGUGUUCCUGUUGCAAGGGAGCCCGCUAUGCCAAACGAGUCAAGGCAAUCUUCCGGAAAAUUUGGGACCUGGGGCUUGGGUAGUAAAGGUGUCAGUGAAGACUGGGACAGUGACUUCGAGUUCGAAGACAAGGACAAGGACGAGAAUGCGAUGAGUGAGAACAUCAACCCAAACAAGAAUGUUAGUCGUCGGAGCGUGAUAGUACCUCAAGCGAUCAUGGAACGUCAAGCCAGUCUCCACGGCCAAUAUGGUCAGGUUCAAGAGCUAACUCUGUUGGUGGAAGAAUUGAAACGCUUGAGGCAUCAAGCCAGCUUUCUGGACAUUGUUCGGGGUCCGUCAAAUGAACUUUGGAAAGAAGCUGAAGGGAUCGUUGAUCUAGCAACCCUCGACGAUGACGACCACAAUGAAUCCCCUCCCAGGUCGCCAUCAUCACUAACUUUCAGCUUUGAUGAGUCUGAAGGCGAAUCCUCCCAGAUAAAUGACCCUUGGAAACGCGUUAGUGGAGAUUCAUGGAGGGCCUCGCUUUCAGAAAACUCUAGCCUCCGUCCGACAACGUCUCCGGGACCGGAGCAGACAGUAUUCUCCACAAAAGCAAACUCCGUGCUUGAUCUGAUCUAUCAGCAACGCCUUACCCAGAAUCCCACAAGUAUCGACACCCACCUCCCAAGGUCAAAGAAACUUCCAUUCGAUACGCAGUCUCUCCGUGACCUUGUUGUCCGAGCCGGCGUGGUAACCCGAGCGUUGAAGGAAGUGGUUCGAAAGGCAGAAGGAGUUGCAAACGGUUCAGAAGAAAACACGCACCCAUCACAUCCACCAUUCAGUCGCAUUUUCGAAACUCCUUCGCAUGAUGAUAUCUCGAACUUUGAGACCUCCUGCAUUAGCUGA
Molecule: messenger RNA, 2997 nt
Organism: Aspergillus nidulans FGSC A4
Lineage: Eukaryota; Fungi; Ascomycota; Eurotiomycetes; Eurotiales; Aspergillaceae
Exons: 2
Coding region: 1-2997 (998 amino acids)
Biological process (GO): regulation of mitotic cytokinesis
Molecular function (GO): GTPase activator activity
Source: RefSeq, a predicted model, not a curated record